AUGGGAGACUCCUCUUCCCCCAAUGAGGUGCAAGCCUCUCACCACACUCAAUACCGCCUGCGCGUCACCGCCGGCCCCUCCUACGAUGCCGCCACCCACAAAACCGUGCCCGUCAACAGCUCCGAAACCCUCACGUUCGAAACCUCCUCCAUAAUCCUCUCCGUAUGUGUCCGCAUUCGCCAUUUCACGGGCUUCCCGCCCUCCUCCCCGGUCACGGCCGAGAAGUACUUUUCCUCGGAUCUCCACAAGUACGACCAAUACAGCAUAUCUUUCAGUUUCGUGCCCAAGCAGGACAUCCCCGGCGAAGAGCUGGUGUUUGGGAAUGAUUUUGACAGGCCCAUACGAGAUAGACUGCCGCCGGGGUUCAACCAAGCGUUCAGGAUUGUGAAGUGGUGGAUUGACCCGGGACUAGACGGGGAUGUUUACGCGGAUAGGCCGUAUUUGUACGGCCCGGCCCUGAGUAGUUUCAACAUCUUGCGGAUAUGUGACGAGGUCAUUCCAAAGGACCAGUUACCAUCUCCGCCCCCCUCAUCUGAUGCCGAGAACAAGGAAGAUGAUGAGAAGAAAGCCGACGGAGAUGAAACCCACGCAUGGAAGAUCCCCGCGGAACACACCCAGGAUUUCCACUCCGCCAUCGUCGAAGAAGGCGGCGAGGGCACAGGCCUCGCUGUCCGCUCCGAAGCCAACAUCCCCUCCGACAGCCCCGCGCGCCAAAAACACUUCCUCAACCGCACAAAUCUGUCAUCUUUCACCUUCGAGCGCGGCCGCCUCUACCAAUCCGAUUUCGGGAACCCGUACCUGGACUUCAACGACUUCUCGCUCAAGUUGCCAGGCUUCUCGCUCAACGUGAUCCAGUACGUCGACUCCAAGACGCACGAACUGCGGUACACACUGAAGAACAAGCGGAGCGGCGAAGUGUAUGGCGUCGUGGUUUUUACGUUGCUGUUUGGGGAUGAGUUAAGGGAGGCGUCGAGGGAGUAUGGGUCGGACAAUAAAAAGGGCGCCGCCGGCGUUGAGGGGAAAGAAGAAGAGCCCCCCAAAGAGAGCGAAAACAUACCGGAUGAUGAGGAUGAUAUUGAUUGA
This is a messenger RNA of Fonsecaea multimorphosa CBS 102226, 1083 nucleotides long. RefSeq lists its product as uncharacterized. The record is from RefSeq and is a predicted model, not a curated record. NCBI's taxonomy places the organism in Eukaryota, Fungi, Ascomycota, Eurotiomycetes, Chaetothyriales, Herpotrichiellaceae. The transcript has a single exon. Bases 1 to 1083 code for a protein of 360 amino acids.